AUGUCUUGGGUCUGGAUUUUGACAAUAAUACCUAUAACUUUUCAAACCGCACAUGAAUUUCGGGUUAAACUUCCUAGAAGAUGCGAGGAAAUCUCAGUUCCCUUGUGCGUCCGUGUUUUACCAUACAACUUCACCCGCUUCCCAAAUUUGGUUGGCCAUCGCAGCCAAGUGUUGGCUAGACGAUCCAUAGACUACUACAGCUCGACGUUUGUUGAAGACGCGAAUUGUGCCAAGCAUGCCGCGUUUUUCCUCUGCUCCUUCUACCUGCCCAUUUGCUUGCCAGGAAUCGAAGAGGGCGUCAUUAAACCAUGCCGAUUUUUGUGUGAGAAAAUCAAGAAGGACUGUCCCGCGAUUAGGAAGCAAUGGCCAAGUUUUUUGAGGUGUGAAGAGCUCCCCAAGUUCUCGGAUGGAAUGUGUGUUCAGCCCAUGUCGUUUGUUCCCGCUCAUCAGCCCGCACGUAAGUCGCUAAGUAUUCGUUGAGCAGCAAAAUCUGUAGAUAUCGAACUAAUUAUGGUAUCUGUCGAAAAAUCGAUUACCUUUAAUUUUUUUUCGGAAAUAGUGAUAAGAUAGCGAAGAUUGUAGUUCGUCUCUAUGUGUAUCUUUAAGUCUCUUUAGUUGAUUUAUUUUUGAAUGAACCAAGUUCAAAUUCUCCGUUUGGUUCUCUAUGGUAGGAUCCAAAAUUGAAUCCUAAAGGUUACUAUUCUGAACUCACCACGUGUUCUGAAACUAAAACCUUCAGAGGACUUUAGACACAUUUGGACAACAAAACUCUUUCUUUUUCACGAGGUCCUAAUUGGCAACAAUAUUGGCAACAACUCCAAAUAGUGUCAAUCCUUCACGGUGAAUUUUUAACAUUGACCUAAAACGUACCUUUGGAAUGGUCCGUGGUUUCUUUUCUCUGCUCUUAGAGAGAGGCAACAAUUCCAAAUUUGUCAGAGAACGAUUCGACACAUGUAAACAUUAUCGCGAUCCUCUAAUCAAAUGGUAGAUUACCACCAAUAAAGACUUGUAAGAGGAAAAUUAGAACGAUUAUUGUCUUAAGUUGUUGUCAAGAUUUUGAUGCAUUGAGACAUGAGAAGGAACUAAUUAUGAGGGAAAUCGGUCAAAUGAUUUUCAUGGAAGGUUAUUGCUAUCAUUAUAUCAAUGUCACUAUAUCACUGCAACUAUUUACUUGCAUUUCCUUCGUCAUUGACAUUAUCAAUAUCAUUCUGACUAUUGUCAUUAAAAUUUUUUCAUCCAUUAAACGAUGUUAGGUGAUGUAAAGGAUAACUCCUGUGAAAUGGAGCUUCCACUUGAUUACCAGCAUUACGCCAGCAAACAUUUCGAUUAUGGUAAGGAGGUUUAUAUAUCUGUAAUUACUUUAUUACAUGGCCUGUGGCACAAAGGUACGCGAGCGAGCGAGAUGGCCUCAUUUUUCACGAUUGAGAUGGUGCUAUUUGAUCGGUGAGGCUAAAACGUGCUGGUAAACGGCUGAAAUAACUCGAUACGCGAUAAUUUUGUUACAGGACAAGAGUUUCAAGUGGUUUUACAACAACAGAGUCACAAAAACAUGCCUUGACACUCAAGUAAAGAAAAGCACUCCAAGUUUCGAAAAAAACACCCGGCGAUUCUUUAAUUUAAUUUUUUUUGUCAUAUUUUGAAUUCUUUUCUGAUCAUUCUCAACUACUAUAGCCAGACAAUAGCUUCGUUUUAUCUUCCUCUCUCUUUCUUACUCUUUUUUCUCACUUACACCCAAAAGGAUGCAUUUCUGGUCAGUAAUUUCAUAUCGUGACUGGCGAUAGAGAUCGCAUAUAUAUUAAUUGCACUCGAUCUCGAAUAAGUAUAAUCUUUCCGCCUAUGCUAUCAAUUCGCCCGCAAAUUUAAAGUAUCCCUUAAAGUAUCCAUGAAUAAAGGGAGUAAGUUUCUAAAGAAACUGUAGUGCUGCGUCGGCGAGGGAUAUAACAAGAUAGUUUUGUUAUCAACUGAGUUGAUGAGUUGAUAUGAAUCGCCAUCUUAAAGAGUUGUGAAGCUAGUUUUUCAAAUGAUAGCCCUUCGACAAAGCGAAUGACAUGUUCUUACACUACGUUUAUCUAUCCUUUCAGUUAUUAAGUUCAGAGUGAUUCUGUUGGAGGAGUUGGAAAUAAAGGAACAAUAAUCCACGGAAAAGUUGCCAGAGUAUUCAAGCAAGGAAACAAAUUAAUCCACACCGGCCGCAUAAAGAUCUGGAGCAGUACUAAAAAGCUUUGCCCCUCUAUUAAAGCGAGAAGAGCGUUUCUGAUCUGCAGCUAUGAAAGCGCGUCAAGGAAAAAACUUGUGCUGUCAUCGUCAAGUGUAGUGUUGACGUGGAACGCACAGGCUCUCAAACAGAUCAGAAAGUGGCUGCGAUAUGAAAGAAGAAUGAAGCUGACGGAGUAAGCUUAUACAUUGAAAUGAUGACGAUGAUGCAGAAGGUAUAGUUUUGUGAUUUUAAUUUAUCUUCCCGGUGAAGUGAAUGCAGCUUUCACUAAGUGAAAGCUGUUGACUACAAGUUUCUUUAUCGCCACUAUUUCAAAACGCUUAAAGCUGGAAAAAGAGAUACUAUUUAAGAGUGCCUAUGGGUCUCUCCUUGACAUGUUAACACUUGGUUCCGAAAAAAGGUCAGACAUCGUUCAUAAUUCUUAUUCCUCUUAGAUCUCAUUUGGAUCAGUUUCCGCUGAUCUCAGCCUGCUUUUCAGCAACUAUGAGUCGCAUACGAAGUGAGUAAAUCACGCUGAGAGGAUUACUCGGUAAACUUUACAUGAAUUCAAUCCGCCAUUUCCGGAUUACCUUUAGCUUUUUUUUCAAAACGAAGCCUGGUGCUCAACCAUUCGUAAGAAAAUUAAUCUAAUUUGCCUAUGAAUAAAAACAUAUUUUCAUAUGAAAGUAGCACCAGGACUCGCUUUGAGAAAUAGGCCAAAGGUAAUUCAGAAAUGGGAAAUUACCCUAAUCCUUGAUUUUUUUUUUUUCAUGUUUUGCAGCACGGUGCGUUUAACCUCAGA
Pocillopora meandrina is the source of this 2996-nucleotide messenger RNA. NCBI's taxonomy places the organism in Eukaryota, Metazoa, Cnidaria, Anthozoa, Scleractinia, Pocilloporidae. The record is from the annotation of a GenBank genome assembly.